AUGGCGAGCCAUUAUGGGCAGGAUCCUGACGUCGCGGCUCGCGACAACGUAUUAAACUUGGGGUUCCAUUUCUGCUAUGACCUUGUUAAGUACCUCAGACAGCACAUAUGCAGCACACUGGGCUCUGUGAUUGAAGAGGAAAUGGAAAAGUGCGUCUCUGAGCAGAGCCGGGGUGAGGAGCCUGGCUACGACACAGUGGUGCAGUGCGUCUUCGCGAGGGUCCAGGAUUCUGCGCAGUACAGAGACAUGAUGCACUCCCUGAAGGGUGUCCUGACCGCAGUGGUGGGGCGCAUGAGCAGCAGGCUGGAGGAGGCGGCCCGGAGCCCCGAGAGGCAGAGGAAGGCGCACAGGGAGAAGGGCAGCAGGCACUGCCCCGAUAGCCUCUCCGACAGCGACUCUUCCUUCGGCCGGAGUUACAAGUUUUGUCCGGGAAAAUUGCAGUUGCUGGCGGACCAGCUGGAUCCCCGGCAGCCCAGAGAGGUGCGACGUGAAGCCCUGCAGGUGCUGUGCUCCGCUCCUCCCUCCGACAUCCUGGGCUGCGAGAACUGGGCCGUGCUCUGCGAGAGGCUGACGGCAGCGCUGUCCGACCCCGACCCGGUGUUCAGUGACCGGAUUUUGAAGUUCUAUGCACAGACGUUUGUACUUCUACCGUUACACAUGACCAAGGAGAUUUACACAAGCUUAGCAAAAUAUUUGGAGCUGUACUUUCUUUCCAGAGAAAAUCACGUUACCACUGUUUCAGCGGGUGUAGAUGUCACCAACCCUAAGGUGACCCGCUUGCUUCAAAAGGUCCGUCUUCUGAGUGAGUAUCAGAAGGAGGUGCCAUCUUUUUGGAUCCGUCACCCAGAGAAGUACAUGGAAGAAAUCGUGGAGAGCACUUUGUCCUUGCUGUCAGUGGAGCACGCUCCGAGCAGACUCGUCUCAGCACAGACUUUAGAUCCCAUCUGCCUGUUUGCACUCGUGGACCCUAAAGCUGUGUGGUUCAAAAAGUGGACGCAUGCACAUUAUAGCAGAACUACAGUGCUGAGACUUCUUGAGAAGAAAUACAAGUCCCUGGUAGCAGCAGCAGUCCAGCAGUGUAUUCAGUACUUGGAAUUGUGUGAGACCGUGAAAGCUGGUUUAAUUUUGGGACAGUCCAACCAUUGUGGGGAAAAACAGAAAACUCUCUACUACUCAGGACAAGAAGUACAGUAUAUUUAUUUCAUUCACUCACUGUGCCUUUUGGGAAGAUUACUGAUCUAUACACAAGGCAGAAAACUGUUUCCUGUAAAGUUGAAGAAUAGAAACGACUCCGUGUCCCUUACGGAUCUGCUGGUUCUGUUUACUCAGCUCAUCUAUUACUCCCCAAGCCGUCCAGACACGACGCCAGACGUAUGUUCAGAGGACUACUCCCCGGCGAGCGUGGUGACGGGAGUUCUGCAGAUUCUCUGCGAUCAGGAGUGUGCCAUCCAAUGCUUGUACAGCAGCACCGUGAUCAGUGCGCUCCUGCAGCCGAUUCGCAACCUAACGAACGGCAGCGAGGCGGCUCCAGAUUGCUCAGAAACCACUUUAGUCCACGUGGCUGGCGUCCUGGCGAGAAUCGCCUCUGUUGAAGAAGGACUUGCUGUGCUUCUUCAUGGAGGAAACAUGAGCUCUUGCAGAGAAGACAGUCCUACAGGUGCUCACGUAAUUGCCCGGUUUACAAAGAAACUUCUGGACGAGGAGAUUCCUGUCUUUGCUGGGUCGGCACUGCUGCCUGCGGUGCAGGGAGCUUUCGUGUCUGUGUGCUGUCAGAUGUGUGGUACCUGUGAAGGGCUGCAGGCGCUGCUUCCUUACGGUUUGCACAAGGCUGUAGCACAGGCGUGGAGGAAGACAAGUUUGCCAUCAGAAAGAAUUCCUACUCCAGGAUUGGGUUCUCAUCCUGUCUCUUCUGUGAGCCAGGGAUCCCAGAACACUGUGGCUUGGGAAGAGAAUUUGUUGGAUGAUUUACUAAAUUUUGCUGCUACCCCAAAAGGAUUACUACUCCUUCAAAGAACAGGUGUAAUCAAUGAAUGUGUGACAUUUAUGUCCAACCAAUAUGCCAGAAAUUUACAGGUCAGCAGGAGGAAGGAGGUGGACUAUGGAGUUUUAGCUACGCAGGUGGCGUCCACAGCAGCAGGUGCAGCCAUGCUACGAGACUCAGGGAUUCUGCCGUGUGUGUGUGACGCGAGCUCUUCCCCAGGCUUCGUCAGGGCCCUUGUCGCCGGACUGUGGUCCAGUCUGGAGUGUGGCGGAGACGACGCGAGGGUCACCUACCCCGGGCCUACGCCGGUGGAGCCGAUCGACCGCCGCUGUCAGAAGUCUUUCCUAGCGCUGGUGAGCUUGCUGUCCUCCGCUGCUGUGUAUGAGCUGCUGGGCCACCGAGACCUUCCCAGCAGAGCAGAGUACUCUCUCCGCGAGGUCCCCACCUCUGUCACAGAUAUAAUUGAUCGACUUAUCAUUUUGGAUUCUGAAGCUAAGAUUCAUUCUUUAUUCAACUAUGAACAGUCACACAUCUUUGGACUAAGAUUACUAAGUGUGGUGUGCUGUGAUCUGGAUGCCCUGCUCCUCCUGGAGGCUCAGUAUCAGGUGUCCAGGGUCCUACUGCGCGCUCAGGAAGAAAACCGCUCAGAGACCUCCGGGAGCCACAGGGAUUUUAUAAUCGAUGGCUUAUCAGUGGAGAGAAACCACGUUCUCGUGAGAAUGAAUGUCAUCGGGGGGCCGUCGGAGCGGACUCUGCCCCCACGGGUGCUGGAGAAGGGUGAAAAUCCAUACCCUUGGCCAAUGUUUUCAUGUUAUCCCUUGCCACAUUGCUACCUCUCAAAAGCUAUGAGAAAUUGUUAUGUAAAACAAGGGGCUGAUCUGAGCGAGCUGUUGUCGUGCCUCACAGUGUCAGAGAAGCAGGCUGAGUGGGCAGAAGACUGCCGAAGACAGCUCUGCACUGCGAUGAAGGCCGAGGGUGCCGGCCUCAGCGGAGGUGCUUUAGGAGAAUUACUUGAAGAAUUUGUGCUUCAUGUCACUGAAAUUCCAUCCGAAUGCUACUUCCCCUCAGUGGAAUACACAGCCACUGAUGCCGACGUGAGGAGCGACAGCCUCUCGUCCAUGUGGGAGCUCGGCGUGAAGCUGACGGUGAGGUAUGGCCAGUUCCUGGGCUUGUUAAAAGAUGGUGCAGAAAGCGACCUCACCUUGCUUUUGAAACACUGUGAGCGGUUCCUGAAGCAGCAGCAAACACCCGUGAAAUCUCCUCUUCUCUGCCUGCAAGGGGCUUACGCCGGCCACGACUGGUUUGUGUCCUCGCUGUUCCUCAUGCUGUCGGGGGACCGAGAGAAGACGCUGCGGUUUCUCCUGCGCUUCUCCAGGCUGCUGGCCUCCGCCUUCCUCUGGCUGCCGCGCCUGCACCUCUCGAGCUACCUGCCUGCUGACACGGUGGAAUCAGGCAUCCACCCCGCCUACUUCUGCGGCACUCACUGUACCGAAACGCUGCUGAAGACGGAGGUGCCGCUCGUGUUCUCCGCUUUCCGCAUGUCCGGGUUUGCACCGUCACAGAUUUGCCUGCAGUGGGUCACUCAGUGUUUCUGGAAUUACUUGGACUGGAUAGAAAUAUGCCAUUAUAUUGCAACUUGUGUUCUCCUUGGGCCUGAUUACCAAGUGUAUAUCUGCAUAGCUGUCUUCAAGCAUCUGCAGCCAGAGAUUCUACAGCACACUCAAGCCCAGGAUCUGCAAGUGUUCCUGAAGGAGGAAGCACUGCGUGGGUUUCGAGUGAGUGACCAUUUGGAGUACAUGGAAACGUUGGAGCACAACUACCGCCCUGCACUGCUGAGGGCCAUGCGGGGCAUCUGCGUGCAGGCCUCCUAGAUGGCGAGGUGAGGGCGAUUAGGGGUUAUUCAUGUUCAAGGCAGGCGAAGGCCUUGAUUAUUUUCUAUCUGCGUGUGUAACAACAUAUGCUUUGAGUCCGUGUUGUAAAUCGGCACCGAGAGGUUCUGAGCAUGGUAAUAUAUUCAGGCUGGUACUUGCCUGAUUUGUGAAAUGAAUUCCUUUUGUGAGUCCCUCCUCCUGAAAGGCUCUGCACCCCAGCUGGGUAUAGCUGUCGUUUUUGCUGAAGACUUGGCGUCAGCCCACCGUACAGUGUCACCUUUAUCAGAUGACUGAAAUGAUUUUUAAUGACUUUGGGAAGAAGUGGUAAUAGUGUAAAUAAUUGUUUUAUUGAGAAUCCAUAGAGAUAAGCAAAAGCAGUUGUUUCUCCAGUAUUUGUAUCUCUUUGUGUACAAGAAAACAGACAAUGGCACAACUGCUUAUUUUACAUGCGGAAGGAACAGAUGAUAUUUUUCAUGGCAAAUGGCAGGAAAACUAUUGUCCCCAGAUAUAAUUGUUUUUCUAGGAGAUGCUUUUGAUACCUGUACCAAUUUGUAAUUUUUUAUUUGAAAUGUCAUGUUUAUAUGGUUUGUUUAAAAGAUAGAGUGGUUAUUUCAUACUGAUAAGCAUUCUACUAUUAUUUGUUGUGUAUUUCCUUAGUUGUAGAUUUGAAUUGUGCUGAACCUGAAAGCAUUAAGGGAAAUACAUUUCUAAAUGAUUUUAAAUGACUGACACUAUGUUUUAUUUAAUAGAAGUCUCUGUGCCAGUAAGAUUAAUACUGUAUGUGAGUUUUUUUUAAUAACUAUUGCCUUUCUUCUGUGAAAGGUAAUACACAAAUAAAUUGAAUUAUUAGUCACCAGCUUCUUCAAGAUUUUUUUUAGAUGAAAGAGCUCAUUCUGUGUUCUUUGUUUAUAUCUGUGUGUACUUUGAUCAUUAAAACCACCAUGCUUUGUCUUCUCCCAAACUUCACUGUGAAAAGCUGUGCCCUGAAACCUGUAAUUCUUGUUUAUGGUUCCAUUUCUCCUCAUUCUGUCCCCGAGUUACUGGAAACAGAAAUGGAGGAGGAACUGUAAUUUAAUUUUAUGUCACUGGUGACUAUGAUUGGAAACUGAGGUAAGGUCUAGAUGGUAACAAUUUAAUUUUGAAAACAAAAGUGACUUCAGCUGGAGCCAGAAAGCUUUCUUUUCAUUUGAUAGAUUAGAAAUGUCUCAUGAACAAGAACUUAGCAUUUAGUGGAAGAAAAUAUAAAAUAGGGUAGUUUGUGUAGCUACCAUCAUGAGUUGUUUUUGUACUUGAGGAUGUCCUUCAGCAUAGGAAUACUCUGUCUUGCCUCGCUUUUUUUAAAAAAAAUUAAAAUCUUUACGACAAAAUUUAUUUGUCAUUUGCUGAGUAAUAGUGCAUGCAUUAUAGCAUUCACUCACAAACUAUAUUUUAUGAUACAGUGUAAACAAAUUUGUGAAAAUGCUCAUUUAUAACGUGUUGAAUGUUGCUCUCAAAGUUUCCUGUUUGGGGUUUGGGAGUGUGUGUCGGCGGGAGAGCCCUUGCCCAGCACGUACAGGCCCAGGCUGCACCUCCAGCCUCAGAAAACAGCUGUGCUUGUAACAAGUCUCCUCUGGGUCUUUCAGUGGCUGAACCUCUCUGAAGGUAAGGCGAGUCAAAGAGGGUGCAUCUAAACUCCCUGUAGGGUUCUGCAUGAGUUUACGAUUAUGAAAGAACACUGUGCUCCUGUUCAAUUUUUAAAUUUUCAGAUAUUUAAGAGAUUGCUGUGGUUAUUCAUUAAUAAACAUUUUAAGGGCUACACACACAAAGGUAUUUUUGAGGUUGAAGUAGCAAGGUGGAUGAGACAUAGCCCUUCCAGUCAGAGUUCACUGUCCUCACAGGAAGAGGUACAACGUGAAAGCGUGGAAAUAUAAGGGCUUCUGACUGUGGUGACCUUGCUAAGUUUUGAUGCAGUGAUGAGGGCAGCUGUUUGGAUUGGGUCGAAAUGAUGCUAAGUGGAGAGACUGAACUCUGUUCUUUGUAGGGCUUGUGCUGUGAGAGGAAGAGAACAGGAAGAGGCAGCUGGCUAAGCAUGAGACCAAAGACGCUUCUGUACGGCUGGGCACGGAAGCGCGUUUGUGCUUUGGUGGAAAUGAUGCAGCGGAGACGGGGAGCUGAUGGGGUUGAGGGAGGCAAACGUCUUGAGUAGUUGGAGGAGGGAGCGAUGGGACGGGAGGGAUGAGACUCAGCGAGUGGUUCCCAGCAGCCAGGUAAGUGAGCACAGACACCGGCGGGCGCUGUGGAAGAUGCUAUUGCCUUCAAGACCUGGUCAGAAAGGCCAUCAGCCUCAAGGAUGGAAAGACUGCUAGUUAUCCGGAGACACAUU
Molecule: messenger RNA, 6214 nt
Organism: Fukomys damarensis (Damara mole-rat)
Lineage: Eukaryota; Metazoa; Chordata; Mammalia; Rodentia; Bathyergidae
Gene: Tbc1d32
Product: TBC1 domain family member 32
Exons: 34
Coding region: 1-3852 (1283 amino acids)
Biological process (GO): non-motile cilium assembly
Source: RefSeq, a predicted model, not a curated record